GACGCGCUGGAGCUGGAUGUCCGCGCUUCUCUUAAUGAUCCGGAGACGCGAGGAGAAGCAGAAUCACCGGGACGCACAUGUUCAGCAGAUCUGCGUCCGCGCUGCUGGCCCAUGACGAGGAAUGUUAAAACGCGUGAGCCGGCUCAUCUGCUCACCAGAGCAGCUCCCGGGGCCGGACAGCCCCACAGUCGGAGAGUGUGAACAGGCCAAAGAGAGUUUACAGGCUCGAUAACAUGAUGAUCCGGCCCUUGUCCCCUCCCCCCUCCACCUCUCUCUUCCCCGUUUUCCUUCUGCUCCUCCCUUUCCUCCCUCCGUCCCUCGUCUCCUCUUCCCUUUCUCACGCCCCUUUGAGCUGGACCUCUCCUCAUGACCCCUGCUACUACGUAGACGGCCGCCCGCGCCACUGCCUGUCGGAGUUCAUCAACGCCGCUUAUGGCGUCGCGGCCAACACUAGCCAUUCGCUGCAUGGGCCCGAUCAUGACGGCAGCAUCACCACCUUGACGGACCUGCACAACCCACACAACCUCACCUGCUGGACGCCUCGUGGAGGUCACGACGCCGGGGACUGGGUGCUCUCGUUACCUCUGGGCCGCCGCUUUGAGGUCACCUACAUAAGCUUGCAGUUUUGCCAACGGGGCGAGCCGUCGGACCCCAUCUCCAUCUCCAUCCUCAAGUCUAUGGACUACGGGCGCACCUGGAGGCCGAUGCAGCACUACUCCAGCGACUGCCUCGGGGACUUUGGGUUACCCUCCCAGACGGUGGCCCAGACGAGGCACCAGGAGACAGAGCCGCUCUGCUCCGACCCUCGCCCCCUGCAGAAGCAGCGGGGCGGCAUGGUGUUGGCCUUCUCCGCCCUCGAUGGGCGGCCGUCCUCUCCCGAUUUCGACCACAGCCACACCCUCCAGGACUGGGUGACGGCCACAGACAUCCGCGUGGUCUUCCACCGGAUGCCCAAAGAGGCAAAGGCGGGCAACUCCGAUAGGCGGGAGGAAGCGCGGUGGCGCGGCGGUGCAGAAGAUGACAGAGGGACUGGGCUCCUGAGGUGGAGAUCGGGAUCCACGGGGCACGCUGGAGCUCAGGUGGACCGGUUAAAUGCAGAUACACUGGCACUUUUUGAGAGGGAAACAAAAAACUCAGUGAUGAGUGGGAGGAACAAAGGGGCGAAAGCAGUCAAACAUGGGAGGAAGGGUCAUUAUAAAGGGUCAGGUCAAGACAAAGAUGGACACAAUGCGACCAGCAAAGAAGGGGGUGAUAGCUUAAUCACAGACACGCUCACUUAUUCAAAGAAAGGCAGUAAAGCCAGACGGCGGGGAAUCAAGAAAGAGAGCAGCGAUUGGCUACCUUGCCCCAGCGGUGGUUGCGUUUGGACGGUUGAGGGGCGGAGCACGAACAACAACGGGCGGGAACUGAGGAAGAGGAGGAACAACAACCUCCACACCAGACAAAGCUCCAGGAGUCUGCAGGCGGCCCCGCCCCCUGCGGCCCGCGCCCCGCUGGCCCUCUCGGACGUGCAAGUCGGCGGCCGGUGUAAAUGCAACGGACACGCCUCCAGGUGUCGCCGUGACGACAGCGGCCGGGCGGUGUGCGCCUGCGAGCACCACACGGCGGGGCCAGACUGCGACGUGUGCGAGGAUUUCUACUGCGACAGACCGUGGCACCGGGCCACACCAACGCACCCAAACCCCUGUGUGGCCUGCGAGUGCAACGGCCACUCAAACAAGUGCCGCUUCAGCAUGGAGGUGUUCCAGCAGUCGGGGCGGCGUAGCGGGGGCGUGUGCCUGAAGUGUCGCCACCACACGGCCGGACGCCACUGCCAGUACUGCCAGAGCGGAUACACGCGCGACCAAAGCAAGCCGCUGAACCACCGCAAGGCCUGCCAACCGUGUCAGUGCCAUCCUUUGGGAGCCGUGGGCCGCUGGUGUAAUCAGACAUCGGGUCAGUGCCUGUGUCGGGAAGGGGUGACCGGCCUCAGGUGCAACCGCUGCGCCCCGGGGUAUCAGCAGGGCAAGUCCCCUCUGCGGCCCUGCAUACGAAUUCAAGAGGUCGAGCCGACCCCAGUGUACCAACCUCAGUACAGCAUAGCGGAGGAGUGUGUCUCGUACUGCCAGCCUUCUCAGGCUAAAGUCAAGAUGAACUUGGAGACCUAUUGUCUCAAGGACUUUGUGCUGAAGGUGCAGGUGAAAGCGAUGGAGCGCUCGGGUCCCUGGUGGCAGUUCUCCGUCACCGUCCAAACCGUCUUCCGCGCGGGGUCCGUCUCUCGCGUCCGCAGGGGCCCCCAGUCCCUCUGGGUGCCGGACCGCGACCUCGGGUGCGGCUGCCCCGCGCUCCACGCGGGCCGGACCUUUCUGCUGAUCGGCGCCGAGGAGGGGGAGCGGGGCUGGGGCCCCGAGGAGAGCCGCCUGGUGGCGGACCGCUCCACCCUGGCCCUGCAGUGGCGGGAACACUGGAGCCCCAAACUGAGGGGCUUCCGCGGGCAAGACAACAGGGGCCGCUGCCCGCCGAAACACAAGCACCCCCGCGGCGGGGAGCCGGCGAGGCCCCAGUCCGGCUACGUGCCUCCUCACCUGCGGGCGGAGGAAGAGCCUCGUCGCAGCGUGGACACGCACUCCGUGAGAGGGGGGGACGCUCAAACCGCAGCGGUGCCGGAGGUCGGACCCACGGAGGGGGGCCCCUCGCCCAGCGCCCCCGCUGCCGGGUGCUCUACUCAAGGUCCCGGUUGAAGAGACCCCGAAAACCACAAAAAGACUUUUUACCCAAAGGGCUCGACUGAGAAAGUGCACAAACACACACAAACACACACACACACACACCUGUUAGUUGACGUUCAAAUGCUUAAAAUGUGAAGAAACACAAAAUGUAGAACUCCACCAACUCCAUAUCUUCUACAAUAUGACACUUUGAACAUUAAAGUCGGACUAAACUGAAAUGCCAGGCAGUAUUUUUGUCCUAUAAAGAUUUUUUUUUAAAUAUUUAAAUGAUAUUUAUUCUUGGAUCCCUUUAAGUAACAGACAUUAAAACCAGUGGAAACUGAAUAAAAUAAAUGAC
Molecule: messenger RNA, 3045 nt
Organism: Pungitius pungitius (ninespine stickleback)
Lineage: Eukaryota; Metazoa; Chordata; Actinopteri; Perciformes; Gasterosteidae
Gene: ntn5
Product: netrin 5
Exons: 8
Coding region: 234-2720 (828 amino acids)
Biological process (GO): animal organ morphogenesis; tissue development
Molecular function (GO): protein binding
Source: RefSeq, a predicted model, not a curated record